Thalassophryne amazonica is the source of this 328-nucleotide messenger RNA. RefSeq lists its product as uncharacterized. NCBI's taxonomy places the organism in Eukaryota, Metazoa, Chordata, Actinopteri, Batrachoidiformes, Batrachoididae. The transcript has a single exon. The coding region runs from base 9 to 320 and encodes 103 amino acids. The record is from RefSeq and is a predicted model, not a curated record.
CUGGCGAUAUGGAGAUUGUAGCGCAGCUCUUCCAGUGCACCAACACCGUGACUGGGAUGAGAAAGGUAUCCAAACACAGUCACCUCUUUAAAGACUCCACUGCAGCCACAGCCAGGAGGCACUUUGUUUUGUCAUUGGUAACUGGUGACUCUGGUGGCCUUGACUCUUUCUUGCAGACUCAGGCCUUGCGACAGAGCCAAGACGACCCGGUGAUGCCACGUGUGACCGUCCUGCUGGGUCUGAUGGGGAUCAGCAUGUCUGGAUACAGCUCCCGCCAGCUGACGCUGCACAACAGGCCAUCAAAUCACCUCUUCAGAUGAGCUGGAGG